Emys orbicularis (European pond turtle) is the source of this 2307-nucleotide messenger RNA. It is a transcript of the gene KIRREL3, whose product is annotated as kirre like nephrin family adhesion molecule 3. The record is from RefSeq and is a predicted model, not a curated record. Gene Ontology annotation, biological process: cell-cell adhesion; synapse assembly. Gene Ontology annotation, molecular function: cell adhesion molecule binding. Gene Ontology annotation, cellular component: plasma membrane; cell-cell junction. The coding region runs from base 1 to 2307 and encodes 768 amino acids. The transcript is spliced from 16 exons. Lineage: Eukaryota; Metazoa; Chordata; Testudines; Emydidae.
AUGGUUGUUGCUCUUUCACUUUUAGAACUGGGUCUCCCAAGAAGAGGAUGCUGCCUGGUGCUGGGGUUCAUGUACAAGGAGAAGUAUCGGAGAAUGACUGAAGGCCAAGCAUCUUCCUUUACGCAGCAGCCUCAAGAUCAGGUGGUGAUAGCCGGACAGCCCGUGACUCUGCUGUGUGCAAUCCCUGAGUACAAUGGCAUUGUGCUGUGGAUUAAAGAUGGACUCGCCCUAGGAGUAGGCCGGGAUCUCUCAAGCUAUCCGCGCUAUUUGGUUGUGGGGGACCAUUUGUCGGGAGAACACCACCUGAAAAUCCUGAGGGCAGAUCUCCAAGAUGAUGCCGUUUACGAGUGCCAGGCCAUUCAGGCGGCCAUCCGAUCCAGACCAGCCCGGCUGACUGUACUUGUUCCUCCAGAUGACCCAGUAAUUACUGGGGGCCCGGUCAUUAGCCUGAGAGCUGGGGAUCCCCUGAACCUGACCUGCCAUGCCGACAAUGCCAAACCAGCAGCCUCCAUCAUCUGGAUGCGGAAUGGAGAAGUGAUAAACGGAGCCACCUACUCCAAGACGCUUCUCCGAGAUGGCAAGAGGGAGAGCAUCGUGAGCACUCUUUUUAUCGGCCCCUCCGACAUCGAGAAUGGGCAGAACAUCGUCUGCCGGGCCACCAACAAAGCCAUUCCCAGCGGGAAGGAGACAUCCGUCACCAUCGACAUACAGCACCCGCCUCUCGUCAACUUGUCCGUAGAGCCCCAGCCAGUGCUUGAGGACAACACGGUGAAGUUUCACUGCUCUGCCAAGGCUAACCCAGCGGCAACCCAGUACAGAUGGGCAAAAAAAGGUCAAGUUAUAAAGGAAGCAUCGGGUGAUUCCUAUGAGACCAUUGUGGACCACACCUUCUUCUUUGAGCCAGUAUCCUGUGAGGUGACCAAUGCUUUGGGCAGUACCAACAUCAGCAGGACGGUGGAUGUCUACUUUGGUCCCAGGAUGGCAACAGAACCGCAGUCCCUCCUUGUCGACCUGGGGUCAGAUGCAGUGUUCAGCUGUGCUUGGACUGGGAACCCAUCACUGACCAUCGUCUGGAUGAAGCGGGGCUCGGGCGUGGUCCUGAGCAACGAGAACACAUUAACAUUGAAAAGUGUCCGCCAGGAGGAUGCGGGGAAAUACGUCUGCCGAGCAGUGGUUCCGCGGGUGGGCGCCGGCGAACGGGAGGUGUCUCUGACUGUCAAUGGCCCUCCCAUCAUUUCCAGCACUCAGACGCAGCACGCCCUGCAUGGGGAGAAGGGACAGAUCAAGUGUUUCAUCCGCAGCACCCCUCCGCCAGACAGAAUCGCCUGGUCUUGGAAGGAGAACGUGCUGGAGUCUGGGACCUCAGGGCGCUACACGGUGGAGACGGUCAGCACAGAAGAAGGCGUCAUCUCGACGCUGACCAUCAGCAACAUUGUCCUAGCCGAUUUCCAGACCAUUUACAACUGUACUGCCUGGAACAGCUUCGGCUCAGACACUGAGAUCAUCCGGCUGAAAGAACAAGGUACGGAAAUGAAAUCAGGAGCUGGUAUGGAAGCAGAGUCAGUGCCGAUGGCGGUGAUCAUAGGCGUCGCUGUGGGGGCCGGCGUGGCAUUCCUGGUGCUGAUGGCCACCAUCGUAGCCUUCUGCUGCGCACGCUCGCAGAGAAAUCUGAAAGGCGUGGUUUCAGCCAAGAACGAUAUCCGCGUAGAGAUUGUACAUAAGGAGCCGGCCUCAGGCAGAGAGACGGAAGAACACCCGACGAUCAAGCAGCUCCUGAUGGACAGAGGAGAGUUCCAGCAGGAUUCUGUCCUCAAGCAGCUGGAGGUGCUCAAGGAGGAGGAGAAGGAGUUCCAGAACCUGAAGGACCCCACCAAUGGCUACUACAGCGUGAACACCUUCAAGGACCACCACUCCACCCCCACCAUCUCCCUCUCGGGCUGCCAGCCGGACCUGAGGCCCGCCAACAAGCAGCGAGUGCCCACGGGCAUGUCCUUCACCAACAUCUAUACCACCCUGAGCGGGCAGAACCGGCUCUACGACUACAGCCAGCGCUUCGUGCUGGGCAUGGGCAGCAGCUCCAUCGAGCUGUGCGAGCGGGAGUUCCAGCGGGGCUCCAUGAGCGACAGCAGCUCCUUCCUCGAUACGCAGUGCGACAGCAGCGUCAGCAGCAGCGGCAAGCAGGACGGCUACGUCCAGUUCGACAAGGCCAGCAAGGCCUCGGCCUCCUCCUCCCACCACUCACAGUCCUCGUCCCAGAACUCAGACCCCAGCCGGCCCCUGCAGAGGAGAAUGCAGACGCACGUGUGA